CUCUUUAAAUUUGUAUCUACUUUCAGUCACCGAUCAUUCUCGCUAGAAUUCACACCAUGACCGUAGACGAACCGCAAAUUGUGGCCAUUAGUGUCAGUCACAAACAACAAGUGGGAUACCUAAAGGAUGAGCCCACAUGGAUUCAUUGUCCUUCGUGUGAAAAGUAUGGAACCAGUGUGGUGCAACUGGAGGUGGUAACUUGCCUACAGAGAUUUCUGGGAUUCACAAAGCUUUGUAAAAAAUGGCCCGGACGUCAGGACAUUAACCACUACUGCUCGCACUGUGGUUGCUUUAUUGGAAGAUUCGUGGACAUCAGCUGCAUGGAACGGUGUCUUUCAAGAUCAGCUCGUAAACAGGCGGCUGUGGAUGAUAUGACUCUGAAAACACGCCCAAAUGAUUGCGCUGAAAGGGCCCAGAAGUCCAGGGAGAAAGUGCUGGCCAAUAGGGAAAAGAAAAGGGCAGAAAAAGCUGCCAAGGAACUGGAAAAAUCUCAAACACAAAUAGCAGUGCACCAAUGA
Messenger RNA from Drosophila takahashii, 518 nucleotides. RefSeq lists its product as uncharacterized. Lineage: Eukaryota; Metazoa; Arthropoda; Insecta; Diptera; Drosophilidae. The record is from RefSeq and is a predicted model, not a curated record.